UCCACCCGAAUGUUUCCGAAAAUCACCGAUGGUUCCGAGGUGUACGUACGCCUGCCACGUCCACAUAGCAAUAUAUUAGCAACUGCAACUUUUCUCACGGGCUGUUACUUCCUUCUCUCUCGGUUUAGGAGCCGAUCCUUACUAACCGUCGAUCCUUUGUAUUCUGUAGAAUAUAAAAGAUGAGCACUUUACACUAUCUAGUCUUUCUGCUGUGCGUAUUUUUGGCUGAUGUGGAGGGGAUAGGCUUCACGUUGCCUCCUAACGCGAAGAAGUGUCUGAGGGAAGAGAUCCACAAGGACAUUCUUGUAACAGGAGACUACGAACUCUCAGACGCACCAGGACAGAGCACACAUCUAUUGGUGACAGACUCCAGUGGCCAUGUACUGUACUCCAAGGAAGAUGCCACCAAGGGGAAGUUUGCCUUCACCACUGAUGACUAUGACAUGUUUGAAAUUUGCUUUGAAACUAAGAUGACAGGAGGAGCCAGGGGUCCAGACAGGGAGGUCAGCCUCACUGUCAAACAUGGAGUCGAAGCUAAGAACUAUCAAGAUAUUGCAAAAGCGGAGAAGCUGAAGCCUAUGGAAGUGGAGCUACGUAGACUGGAGGACCUGUCUGAGUCUAUUGUCAAUGACUUUGCUUACAUGCGGGCAAGGGAAGAAGAAAUGAGGGACACAAAUGAGUCCACCAACUCCCGAGUGCUAUACUUCAGUAUUUUCUCCAUGUGCUGUCUGAUUGGUCUGGCUACGUGGCAAGUUCUGUACCUGCGUCGUUUCUUCAAGGCCAAGAAGCUUAUUGAGUAGAGAAGUGCAGUUGAUAGUGUGUAUAUAGAAGCCGUAUGCUUGCUUUGUGCAUAGCAAUCAAUCUGGGAUUAGAACUACUAGUAACUAAAGUUUGUUUCUUUGAUGAGAUGUUAAGAUGAAUUAUUUCCUUGCUUUUGUCAUACCAUAUUUACAGAGGUCACUUGUCAGCUUGCAGAAGUUUGUAGAAUAGUAUGUAUAUUGCAGUAUGAAAAGAUUUGUUGGCAUGCAAGAAAAUCAGAUCUGGAAGUUCCCAUACAUACACAUCAACCUGCAUGUAUGAACAUAUACAUGUACAAUUAUGGUAAUGAUACUACAAACAUAUACAUGUGUAUUUGAUUUGGAGAGAUCAUGUUGUUUAUAAUUUUUCCUUUUUCUCACCAAAAUUGUUGCCCAACCCAAACAUGUUUUUAUGCAAGGGCAUUAAGUAGUAAUGUUUUCCCAGAAGAAAGGAAGAGGUAUGUACACACUUUGAAGAACAGCCUUCAGUACCAUGUAUUGUUGUAGACAGAAUGGUGAAGCUGAAAUUUCAACAGUAAAAUUGGUGUGAUUGAAGAGUACAUUGGGAAGAAUGUGUUUUGUGUACUGUUGAAGCUGCAGUAAGAUGUACAAUCUGGAUUUUAUAGCCAAUAAUCUUGACAGGAUCUUGAGUUGA
Molecule: messenger RNA, 1452 nt
Organism: Branchiostoma belcheri (Belcher's lancelet)
Lineage: Eukaryota; Metazoa; Chordata; Leptocardii; Amphioxiformes; Branchiostomatidae
Product: transmembrane emp24 domain-containing protein 10-like
Exons: 5
Coding region: 180-800 (206 amino acids)
Biological process (GO): Golgi organization; intracellular protein transport; endoplasmic reticulum to Golgi vesicle-mediated transport
Cellular component (GO): COPII-coated ER to Golgi transport vesicle; Golgi apparatus; endoplasmic reticulum-Golgi intermediate compartment
Source: RefSeq, a predicted model, not a curated record